AUGGUUAAAGCUGUCGUUGCCGGAGCCGCUGGUGGUAUUGGCCAGCCCCUUUCUCUUCUCCUCAAACUCUCUCCUUACGUGACCGAGCUUGCUCUCUACGAUGUCGUCAACUCCCCCGGUGUUGCCGCUGACCUCUCCCACAUCUCCACCAAGGCUAAGGUCACUGGCUACCUCCCCAAGGAUGACGGUCUCAAGAACGCUCUGACCGGCGCCAACAUUGUCGUUAUCCCCGCCGGUAUCCCCCGAAAGCCCGGUAUGACCCGAGACGAUCUGUUCAAGAUCAACGCUGGUAUCGUCCGAGAUCUCGUCACCGGUGUCGCCCAGUACGCCCCUGACGCCUUUGUGCUCAUCAUCUCCAACCCCGUCAACUCUACCGUCCCUAUUGCUGCCGAGGUCCUCAAGAAGCACAACGUCUUCAACCCUAAGAAGCUCUUCGGUGUCACCACCCUUGACGUUGUCCGAGCCCAGACCUUCACCGCCGCUGUUGUUGGCGAGUCUGACCCCACCAAGCUCAACAUCCCCGUCGUUGGUGGCCACUCCGGAGACACCAUUGUCCCUCUCCUGUCUCUGACCAAGCCUAAGGUCGAGAUCCCCGCCGACAAGCUCGACGACCUCGUCAAGCGAAUCCAGUUUGGUGGUGACGAGGUUGUCCAGGCUAAGGACGGUCUUGGAUCCGCUACCCUCUCCAUGGCCCAGGCUGGUUUCCGAUUUGCCGAGGCUGUCCUCAAGGGUGCCGCUGGUGAGAAGGGCAUCAUCGAGCCCGCCUACAUCUACCUUGACGGUAUUGAUGGCACCUCCGACAUCAAGCGAGAGGUCGGUGUCGCCUUCUUCUCUGUCCCUGUCGAGUUCGGCCCUGAGGGUGCCGCUAAGGCUUACAACAUCCUUCCCGAGGCCAACGACUACGAGAAGAAGCUUCUCAAGGUCUCCAUCGACGGUCUUUACGGCAACAUUGCCAAGGGCGAGGAGUUCAUUGUUAACCCUCCUCCUGCCAACUAG
This is a messenger RNA of Yarrowia lipolytica CLIB122, 996 nucleotides long. RefSeq lists its product as uncharacterized. Gene Ontology annotation, molecular function: L-malate dehydrogenase (NAD+) activity. Gene Ontology annotation, biological process: tricarboxylic acid cycle. Gene Ontology annotation, cellular component: cytoplasm; cytosol. The record is from RefSeq and is a predicted model, not a curated record. NCBI's taxonomy places the organism in Eukaryota, Fungi, Ascomycota, Dipodascomycetes, Dipodascales.